GCGCUUCUUCUGCGCCAACUCUGGUUGGGUACCCUUCGCAACAGACGAGAGUGAGCCCGAUUUGCACACAAACCCAUUCAAUUCACGCACACAUUCCGCAGGACGUCGACGGAUGCCUCCGGAUUAGUCCAACGGCGAAUCGAGAGCGUGUGAGUUCUAUCUGAUAACUGACAUCGUCCUUUGUCCUUUUAAAUCUGCGCUCGAUUUGGGGACCCCAAGCGGACGGGAAGAUCUGCCGUUGGGUGUUUGUUGACAGUGUUGGAGAUUCAUUUACGAGUUAAUUUAAACCAUGUAAUGACGCUGGAAUCAGUUAGAAAGCCGUACAAGAGGAGGAUCGAGUGAAGAAAAUUCUGUUGGUUGAUGUUCAAAGAACGCGGGAGGGUUCCAUAUUGAGGCUCGCCCUGAUACUAGUACUUAAGGCGCAUGGGAAAACAAGGGCCUUGUAGCCAUUGUGGCAUUGCCACAACUCCCUUGUGCCCAAAUGGACCUCCAGAUAAAGAAGUUCUAUGCAAUGCCUGCGGCUCUAGAUGGCGUACCAAGGGGACCCUUCCCAAUCAUACGCCAAUGCAUUCUGGUGGAUCCGAAGGGUGGGCAAGCCCUGAAGUGUCCGCUUUAGGACAUGGGAACAGUUGUUCUUCUGAAUAUCGAUCUUCCAAGCGAAAGGAACCAUCUGGGGGACAUCUGCAAUUAGGUCCCAUCCGCAAGUUUGCUGGAAAUGACUCUACCUCAGCAUCAAGCCUAAGCUCUUAUAUAUCAGAUUCUGAUGAAGAUGCUAAUGGCCUGAGCUCACCAGUUCGAAGUGAUACUGCAGUAGACUCCAGCCCUCCAUGGGAAGGCCGUGUUCCUUGUAGGAAGCGCUCAUCCAUGCCUCGGGCAUGCACUUCAGUUGAUAAGCUUAUCAGGCAAUUUCAAGACCUAGUGUACGAGGACUCACCAGUUCGCUCUUCACUGACCAGUGAAUCAGAAAAAGGGGAUAUUGAUCAAGAGACUUGACAAGGCGAAACUGAAGGGGUGCUUAUCUCCACUGUGCUUAACAAUUCCCAGGUUCGCUGGUAUAGUCGAUCAAAACAGAGGCAUCGACAAUUACUUAUCUUUGAUAGGGGUGCAACAGCAGAAAAUUUAUCAGAGCCUGAGAUUUUGGACACGGGGAGCUCUAAUGAUUACAGGAGCACGGCUGUCUUUGUUAUGGAUACAGUGGCCUGCUUCCUACUGAACGAACGCGUAGAAUGGUCCUAGUUGAAUAUGAUGACACACCACAUGCCAAUUUGCUUUUGGACAAUCCAACGAGUAUUAUGUUACGGGACAAUGGACUUGCCCAAAAUUCCAAAUGGCAGAACGACAAGAAGGAUUUGGAUGUGGAGGUUGAAACAACUACCCUUCUGAGAGAUAUUUGACACACAGAAAGCAACCCCACGGAACUGAUUUGGGAUCUUAUUUGUGGUUGACCUGACCAGGCUCCUUCCUAAUGGAGCUGUACUGAAUCCUGGUUGGAUGUUCAAUUGAGGAGGUGCUCAUUGGCGUUGGGUAAUAAUUAAUGAUCGGAUCGUUUUGUGGGUUUCGUAUCAAAUCUCUUUAUCUCCAACCUUCUAAUCCUUUCCAAGUCCCCUACUACAUGAGGAGAUGGUUUCAAUUUUUCUUGUCCAGAGUGUACCAUGAUAACUACAUCGUAUUUUAGAAACUGAGAUGUUUCCGUUCCAUCUGGGAUACAGAAUGUUGUCCUCGGAGCAUAACAUCUUCCACGUUUUUUGCUAUAUUUUCUGAAGAAUUUUCAGUCCAUUUGUACUCCAGGACCUAGUUUUCUGUUCGUUCUCAAUGGCUUAAGUUUUGUGCUCCAGCUGCACCUUGGACAAAAUCUCCAGAAUUCGGAGAGGGUGAAAUUGCCUGCCUGGUCAUAGAGCAUUUUCCAAAA
Molecule: messenger RNA, 1909 nt
Organism: Physcomitrium patens
Lineage: Eukaryota; Viridiplantae; Streptophyta; Bryopsida; Funariales; Funariaceae
Product: GATA transcription factor 26
Biological process (GO): regulation of DNA-templated transcription
Molecular function (GO): zinc ion binding; sequence-specific DNA binding
Source: RefSeq, a predicted model, not a curated record